UAUAUUUUUUCCAAUUUCUUUGAAAAUUUCCAAAAACAGCUCGUAUUAGGCAAAAUUUUAGAAGUAAUACAUUUUGAACUGCCAUAAAUAUCUAAAUUUCCGAAUUCCAUUUUCAAUAUAACUUGUUUUUAAAAUCUUAUGUAUGGGCUUAGAGUAUAGUUAGUAGUUUAACGUUUCAUUUAUAUCGGGAGCCAAUAGCAACAAGACAUUUCAUCAACUACUCCAUCAACUACUUAAUGGUUGAUAAUUUGUAAGAACGUUGUGAACCACAAAGAAGUUUCUUCACCUUCAAAGCAUACAUCCAUUCGGAAUGUCAUCCAUACUUCAAGACUAUCGCGAUGCAAUUAAAAACAGUAACAUCGUCGUGGUAGAGAGUGGAAGGAAGUGUAAGCAAGUAGUUCGCAUCAUCAGAGCAAAGUGCAGGAAGCAGAAGUUCGUCGGAUUUGACGUCGAAUGGGUGACUGAGGAUGGCGAACGUAAGCCAAUAGCGCUCCUCCAACUCUCCACAGGCGAUGGCUACUGUGGGUUGCUUCGUUUAUGUAAAAUGGUUAGCAUACCCAAAUGUCUGAGUGCUCUACUUAGCGAUCCAGACAUUAUUAAGCUGGGUGUUGCUCCAUUCGAUGAUGCUGAAAAAAUGCUUUCUGAUUAUAAUUGCAAAACGAAGGGUACAGUUGAUCUUCGCCACCUUGCGGCGCUAACUGGUCAUAAUGUAUCUGGUUUAAAGGGUUUGUCAGAAUCUAUACUCAACGUUCAAAUGGAAAAAUCCAUUGAAGUAAGAUGCUCCAACUGGUCAGCAGAUAGUCUAACAGACAAACAAAUUGAUUAUGCUGCGGCUGAUGCCAUUUUAGCGGUGGAAAUAUACAAAGAACUCUUUACAGAUUUCGCUCGAGUUUAUGGAGAGCCUAUCACUUGUCAUCAGAUUUUAAUGUACAGAGAUAUAAAGUUCAAUCAAUAUGAAACAAGCUGUCCGAGCUACUGUCAUCAAGAACUACUUCUACUGCCAGUUCCCUAUUACAUGGUAAACAAUGUUGGAUGCUUUUUGGUAGCAGCACAGCUUGAAAGACCAUGCUGUAGUGGUCAUCAAAGAGCUUGAGCUUCUGUAACAAUCUUAAAGUCCCUAUGAACAACAUGUAAAUUCCUAUUAAGGUUUAUGAAGCCAAACUGUGGAGUGAUUUUGUGUUAUUAGAAAAUCAUCAAAAUUUAUAAUCUUAACACAGUUUGGGCUUUUAAAAUUACUGAAACUGAAGAAACGGUUGUUCCUGGUAGUUUUUGGAUAUUGUGGUAUCCUUACACAUAGGAAGCAUUCUUUCCUGAACUUACAGAGUCGAAAUCUGAGGUGUGGGAAGAAUAUGUAACACAAUAUCCUGUAAUUAAGUUUUUGGAUAUGAAUAUUGCAAGUUGAAGAAGGUUCUAACAUCUGAAGACAUACUUGUUUCCGAAGAACGUUUUUGGUAUUCAUAAUUUGCCAAUUUUUCGUGAAAUUGUAGCUUGCUGUUGCGACUUUACUAAAAGUUUCGAAUUAAUUGAUAAUGUGAAAUGUGUGUUAACAAAAUGGAAAUACUCUGGAUUGCAUUAGAAUCCUGUUAAGGAAUGUAUAUAGAGAAUAUUUAUCCCAAUAACAUCGAAGGGACUACGAACUAAAUACUUUUGUAAGCCUUGCUCUCAACAAAACUUGAACAAUGUUUGCGAAAAUGGAGUUCCAUACAAAUUAAGCUUGUGUAAUAUAUAUAAUACAUAAUGCAUGUGAAAUGGAUCUGGGAAAUAACUAUAACUAAUGGUACUGGAAAUAGUAAUAGUGAUUAUAUUAGUGGUUUUACUCAAAAGUUUCGUAUACCUAAAACUUUGUGGUGAUCAUAUGAGAGUUUAUUUUGUACACAAGAAAAUUGGUUUAUAUAUAGCAUAAUUAUGUUAUAUCAUAAUUAAUUAUA
Teleopsis dalmanni is the source of this 1928-nucleotide messenger RNA. Its product is annotated as exonuclease 3'-5' domain-containing protein 2-like. NCBI's taxonomy places the organism in Eukaryota, Metazoa, Arthropoda, Insecta, Diptera, Diopsidae. Gene Ontology annotation, molecular function: 3'-5' exonuclease activity; nucleic acid binding. Gene Ontology annotation, cellular component: cytoplasm; nucleus. The transcript is spliced from 6 exons. The coding region runs from base 311 to 1093 and encodes 260 amino acids. Gene Ontology annotation, biological process: nucleobase-containing compound metabolic process. The record is from RefSeq and is a predicted model, not a curated record.